Messenger RNA from Archocentrus centrarchus (flier cichlid), 4169 nucleotides. It is a transcript of the gene naglu, whose product is annotated as N-acetylglucosaminidase, alpha. Lineage: Eukaryota; Metazoa; Chordata; Actinopteri; Cichliformes; Cichlidae. Bases 91 to 2346 code for a protein of 751 amino acids. The transcript is spliced from 6 exons. The record is from RefSeq and is a predicted model, not a curated record.
ACGCUUCCUGGUUUUCUGCAAAUGGAGAAAUAAACUCGUUUUUAAACUUUUGCUGCGGUGGGAAAGUGUAUCACUCAGACAGGGAUCAAAAUGUCACCUAGAAGCGGCUGCUGCCUGGCUCUGUCGGUCGUCUUCUGUCUUUUUGUAAGCGCAUGCUGCAGAUUUCCUGCUCUGGACCACAUCAAACCGAGAACCAGCGACAAAGCGCAGGGCAGAGCCGUGACCGAGCUGCUGAAGCGGCUGCUCGGAAACAGAUCGACCGAGUUCAUAGUGUCAGUCAACAGGAGCCUUUCCAACGACAGCCUGGACAUGUGUGAACUCAGGUCUACCAAAAACAAUAAGAUCGUUGCAACAGGCAGCACCGGAGUGGCCGUGGCUUCUGGGAUUUACAAUUAUUUGAAAUAUUUUUGCAACUGCCACGUUUCUUGGUCUGGGAAUCAGCUGGAUGUGCCCAGACCUUUGCCAAAGCUGACCGGCGUCCUGCGCAUCAACACCCCCCACAGAUUCCGGUAUUAUCAGAACGUUUGCACCUUUAGUUAUUCCUCUGUGUGGUGGGACUGGCCAAGAUGGGAGAGAGAGAUUGACUGGAUGGCACUGAAUGGAAUCAAUCUGCCCCUGGCUUUCACUGGCCAAGAAGCCCUGUGGCAAGAGGUUUAUCGUGCUCUUGGGUUAAACCAGUCAGAGAUAGAAGAGUUCUUCUCUGGCCCAGCGUUUCUUGCCUGGAACCGUAUGGCAAACCUGUUCAAGUUUGGUGGACCUCUGCCCCAGUCCUGGCAUGUGAACCAGCUCUACCUUCAAUUUAAAAUUCUAGAGCGGAUGAGGUCCUUUGGCAUGAUCCCCGUGCUGCCAGCCUUCUCUGGAAACAUUCCCAAGGGAAUCCUAAGGCUGUAUCCAGAAGCCAGGAUAACCAGACUGGGGCCUUGGUCUCAUUUCAACUGCAGCUACUCAUGUUCCUAUAUCUUAGACCCACAAGACCCCCUUUUCCAUCAGAUUGGCUCCCUCUAUCUGUCCCAGGUGGUGAAGCAAUUUGGGACAGAUCAUGUGUACAACACUGACACCUUCAAUGAGAUGACUCCACCUUCCUCUGACCCCACCUACCUGUCUGCAGUCAGUCGCUCUGUCUUUGCCUCAAUGACAGCAGUUGAUCCUCAGGCCAUUUGGCUCAUGCAAGGUUGGCUGUUCUUCAGUGAUGCGGCAUUCUGGAAGCCAGCCCAGAUUCAGGCCUUACUACACGGAGUGCCCCUUGGACGGAUGAUUGUGCUGGACCUAUUUGCAGAGACAGAGCCAAUUUUCUCCUACACAGAGUCUUUCUAUGGGCAGCCUUUCAUCUGGUGUAUGUUGCAGAACUUUGGGGGCAACAGUGGGCUGUUUGGCACAGUUGGGAGCAUCAAUUCAGGCCCUUUCAAAGCCUUGCAUUUCCCAAACUCGACCCUAGUAGGCAUAGGCAUGACACCUGAAGGUAUUCAGCAGAAUCCCGUGAUGUAUGAGCUGAUGAGUGAGCUGGCUUGGCGCAAGGAGCCAGUCAACUUGGCUAAGUGGGCAUCACUGUAUGCAGUACGUCGCUACGGCAAUAUACAGGAGAACCUGACUACUGCAUGGAGGCUUCUGUUUGCCAGCAUUUACAACUGCACUGUCCCACAUUACCGAAACCACAACCAUAGCCCACUUGUGCGCCGACCUUCCUUUCGCAUGAAUACUGGGCUUUGGUAUGACCCAGCUGACUUGUACAAAGCUUGGAAACUCAUUAUGGAUGCAGCUCCUUCUCUUAUGUCCAAAGAAACAUUCAGGUACGAUCUUGUGGAUGUGACUCGUGAAGUCCUACAAGUUUUGACAACAUCCUUUUAUCAAGAUAUUGCAGAUGCUUUCAAGAACCAAAAGUUGCCAGAGUUGCUGACUGCAGGUGGUGUGCUAGUCUAUGACCUCUUGCCCGAGCUCAAUCGUUUGCUGAGUAGCGACCAGAACUUCCUGUUGGGGACAUGGCUGGAGCAAGCUCGAUCCCUUGCCCUGGAUGAGAAGGAGGCACAGCUGUAUGACAUGAACGCCAGAAACCAGAUCACUCUCUGGGGUCCCAGUGGUGAGAUCCUGGACUAUGCCAGCAAAGAGUGGGGGGGCCUUGUGGAGGACUACUAUGCCCAGCGGUGGGGCCUGUUUGUCCAAACACUGGUGGAAUGUCUGAACAGUGGACAACCCUUCAAACAGGACACCUUCAACCAGGCAGUUUUCCAAAUAGAAAAGGGAUUCAUUUACAAUGGCAGAAAGUACCCAACCAAACCUCAAGGAGACACGUACAAGAUUGCCCACAGGAUCUUCCUCAAGUACUAUCCACAGGCCUUAAAUAGACUAUAGUGAACAGAGAAUACAUUUUUGAAAAACUUGUAUCAAGUAACAGCUUGAAGAAUGUUUUCUUCCACAUUCAGUUGUCCUUGGCAAUCCCUCAACAUUUUAAGAAAAUAACUGCUUGGGUUUACAGGAACAAUCUGUUUUGCACUUGUAGUGAAAUUAAUAACAGAGGUGGUUUUUGUCUGUUGUUGAAGAUUAUUUUCACUUCAUGUUGACACUGAUCACCUAGAAGAGGAGGAAGCAUCAAAUGCAGAUUUCUUAAUGACUGCAUGAAGGUGUUCCUUCUACAAACUUUAUUGGUACUGUUUUAGAUUCAAUAGAUGUAAAAGUAAAAAAAAAAAAAAAAAUGUUCCAGUUCUUAAGAAAUGUACAUAUUCACCAUUUGAGAUUAAUAUGAGGAGAUUGAUAGGAACCUCCAGUCUGUGGUUCAGUUGUAUAAAGUCAGGAAAAGGGGACACAGGCCUGGUUCUGUCCGAAGUGAAUCCAAUCUUUGCAUGUAUAUAAUUGAAGGCAGCUUACAAACCUGCUGUGUAAUUUCAACAUGCACUUGAAUAUCCUACUGCAACUUGUUUAUUGCUGUAAUACUGCCAACCCAGCCACUUUUUUUCCCUCUUCUCUCACAGCACACCAGCAAUCACACAACCUACACAUGAAUAAAGACAAAAGAAAUGUAGGAAAGAAGAAAAUUUGUCAACAUAUUGCACAUUUAACUUUAUGCACAUAAUAAUGCCUUUCUAAUGAUUUCGGAAAGCUAGUUUCAGCUAUGCACAAAACACAGACAUGAGAUUAACGUGCAUCCUCUAUCUCAAAGAAAGCUAAUCUGAAUAUUGGAUAUGUCGAACUGUUUCUCAAAUUUACCAGCACUUCACAGAAAUUUUAGAUAGCAGAUGUGCACUUAAAGUUUGACUUUAUGGAAAAUUUUACUUACAAGAUGAUGUCUUUGGAAAUGGUCUCUGCCAUUCAUCAGUAUGAAGUUAAUUUGGAUAUUGUGAUUUUGUUUUGUUUUUUUCCUGAACAAAAUGACAGGCAGGACUGUGUGUUUUAUAAAAAUGGUGGAACAAGUAGGCUGGUAGUGUAGUUAGCAAACCAUUUGGGUGUUUUUUUUUUUCGAGCUCAUGCUUAUAUGUUCAGUUAAUCUAUGAAGGUCCUCCACACAGAUGGAUUUGCAUUUAGUACUGAAUGAUAAAGCUGACAAGCUACAGGAGAGUGGGCCCAUGUCUCCUCUUCAGGCUGCUCCUGGCUGGGCCCACGGCCUAAGGCCUGGCCACCAUGUGCUCUCCCUUGAGCACACUCACCAGGCAUGCCUCCAGGGUAGGGCUCCGUAGCCGUAUCCCAGGCAGGGUAAACUGUUUCCUUGAGCUUCCCGUCAUGAGGGUUGUCGGAAUCACCCAGGACCAAUUUGCCUUGGGCCACACUACUAGGGAGUAAAAGCCCCUGGACAACAUGGCCCCUGGGAUCACUGGGACCCUCCACCACAAUAAAGUGGCGAUUUGCAGAGGGGCAUAUUUUAACAUUUUACGUAAAUGAGAUACUUUCUCAAAAAUAUAAUUUGUAUGCAUCAUAUUGUUAAUGUUUUGGUUUCCAAAACAUAAAUAAGAUUUUUCUUUUUGAUAAAUGUUGUUUUAUGACAAUAUCAGUAACUGGGGAAAAAAAGAUUUUAAACUACUACAUAAGCACUGACAUUCAAAUGUUGAUGUUCCACUAUAUUCCAGUAUUUUACAAAUACGUUUUUUUUUUUUUUUGAUUUAGUAGGAAAUGUUCCCACAACUAGGAAUGUUCCUGGCAACAAGUUUGCUAGUUAAAAAAAAAAAGUCUGUCCGAGUUGCAGC